CCCUCAAGUAAAGGAUGGCACAAGAUUGAACGCCGUGCGAGAUUUAGAUUGGCUGACGUCAUUACAGGCUCAAGGCUUAAAACAACUAUCGUACACCGAGGCUAAAGCGUAUCACAUCGGAACAAAACGACCAAUGAACGGCCAGUGAUCAUCAGUCUUUACUGUUAGAUCUCUAAAUUUAGACUAAUUACGUUAACGAAUUGCUCAACCGUUGUGUUUUCGCAGUGUGAACGCAGCCAUAGUUGAGUGUGGUUAAAUGAUUGGAACGUUCCGGGUGGAGCACAGUAUCACACCGUGUCCUCUGUGUUUCUGGAAAAAAAAGAACCAAUCUGUCUAGAAUUCUAAUCCACCUCUAAUCAGACGUGCCGAACAUGGAAGUUGACGAUCAGGGAAAGAACGAUGAUUAUUACUUGGAAUUGUCCGCCGAACCCAUCAGGUGUUCGCUGUCCGCUCGGGAGGUGUUACCGGAGUGCUCGUUAAGGGCCCUGACCAAAACAUAAGUUUUCGAAUGGAGGAUAAGGGCCCGGUGAUCUCCAUCAAAUUCUCCCCCGACAUGAACGUACUUGCUAUCCAACGCACCAACACAUCGGUGGAGUUUAUUAAUUAUUCUCUUGUCACUGGUUUGGAUAACAUUGAGUACUCACAGUCUUGCAAAGGAAAGAACGCCACGAUACUGGGUUUUGUUUGGACACAUGGCACUGAGAUACUGGUAGUCACGGAUCAUGGAGUAGAAUUGUUUUAUGUUAAUCCGGAAAAACGUAGUAUCAGGGCGGUGAAGUGCUUGAGUUUAGGUGUAAAUUGGUUUGUAUUUUGCCCGAAAAGUUACCUGGUAUUAUUGUCAUCCGGCACAGUUGGCAAUCAGAUACAAGCGUUGCACAUUACACCAGGCAAUCUUCACAAAUUGACCAAGUUUGAAAUCGAACAUAGCAUAACGAAACCGGGAAAACUGGCUGUUUCUGAAAGAGAUGUGGCGUUGGCUGUGUUAUAUGGGACACCUUGUAUAAUUCUGUUACGGCACCAGCCGGGAGCUAACCGUACAAUGGGAACGGCGUUCGUGUAUGUCUACACCGUGCACAAAAUGAUGACCAUUAAGAAGAGUCACAUGUUAAAACUGGACGUUAGUGGCAGGUUUGCUAUAAACGUUGUUGACAAUCUCAUCAUCGUUCAUCAUCAGGCGUCAAAGACAUCUAUGAUAUUUGACAUCAUGCUAUCUGGUGUAAGCGAUGGCACGGUGAUGCAUCACACCAGCGUGGCCACAGCGAAACCAAUUAAACCGUACCAUCUUAAAGUGCCGGGUGCAACAUUGUCCGAUCAGAUGUACCAGCCGUGUCAGUUAUAUUCUCCCAAUUGGGUGGUCUUUCAACCGAAUAUAAUCAUCGACGUGAAGCUGGGCUGUCUGUGGUACAUCGAACUUAGGCUGGACGCUUUGGUGAAGCUGAUCGCGGAUAAGGUGCUGCUCGUGGAAUUUCUGAUGCAACGCGCCAACGCCAAGCAGAUAUUGAUACAAGUCCUGCAGAGCUUCAUGACGCAGUUACCUGUGAGCUUGAUGGAGAUGCCGUCGAUAUUCGACAAGCUUAACUCCGUCUACAGGAAUUAUUUGGAAAGUGAGAUACAAAACCAGAUGGGUACGCCGCUGCAGAACAACGUGAAAAAUAUGACAGCGCCGGCCGAGAACUUCAAGUACAAGCUGCUGCUCGAUCAGAGCGACAUGUACAGCCACAUAUUAUCCAAGUUCCCCGAAGACGCGAUUGAACCAAAAAUGAUAAUAUGGGUUCUCCUCGAAUACAUCAGAUCGCUAGCUGAACACGGGAUACCCGUGCAGCAUUAUUUGCACGAGUUGGUCAUCACGACGCUGGUACACCGGAAGGCGUAUUACCAGCUGCAUCAGUUACUGCAGUACCACGUGGUCUCCGAUUCUAAACCUCUGGCCUGUCUGCUGCUAUCUCUGGAGAACCUGUACCCGGCGGCGCACCAGUUGGCCUUGGACAUGCUGAAGAGGCUUGGCAACGCGCACGAAGAGAUAAUCGAAGUGCUCCUGUCGAAGGGCCACAUCUUGGCCGCGCUAAGAUACGUUCGAUCGGUCGGUAUGGUGGAUCAAGUGUCCGCGAGGAAGUUCCUGGAAGCGGCAAAAGCCACCGACGACGCGACGCUCUUUCACUCGGUCUUCAAGUUCUUCGAACAGCGGAAUCUGAGGCUGCACAACACCACGGCCUUCACGAGGGGUGAGCACUGUCAGUCGUACGUGCAGCACUUCCGGUACUUGUUUCAGGGCACCGACAACGAGUGCAAUUCGGACACGAAUUCCAACGUUACGACCAUCUCUUCGUAAGACUGCGUGCAAUAGUGAUUCGCCAUGAGAGACCGAUAGGUAAUUAUGAUUUGUAUUUGUGACAGAGCUGACGCAGCUAAAGCUACUUCCGUGUUUGUAAAUUCUCUACGAUACUUGUAGAGAUAUGUACAUUAUAUUGUUUUAUAUAUAUAUAUAUAUAUAUAUAUUGCAAUUUUUUUAUUUAUUACGGAGGAGAAGGGAAUCGAGGAGACUCGUGAAUAACACAGCGUAUUAUUUACUCGUCAGUGUGUUUCUCCUUUCCAACCCUUUCACUCUUAUAAAAUCCACGUUGCAGGGUUCCUUUUAUUGCGCAAAUCAUACAUUCAAGACUUACAAAGUAAGGUUCCUCUCUUUCUCUCUUCGAUCCUUUAAUUAUGAGAUACUUAUACGUACGUAGCGCGUAAUACAAUUGAAACGAGUCACUUACGAGAUAGUAGACUUCAACUCAACUCGUUCGUUUUCCUCUUUACAUGUGUAUCUCGAGAGACAAUAUUGUACAAUAGAAGUUCUCUUUAUUGAAUAAAAAAAAAACGAAUAAAUCGCCUCUGGCGUUUCUCCGCGCAGUAAAUACCACAAGUGUGUCUUGUGCGGUAAAUGAAAAAUCCUCCAGACGGUAGCGGACACAGCCGUGGUCAAUGAAAUCAACAUAUUUAGUCCCGUCUAGACGAGGGUGCGCGCCCAUCGGACUCCAACAUCCGCUAUCGCACGACGAGUUUAGACGAUGAGAGCGAUAACGAACGGACGAUAGAGAGUGUGGAAGAUCGUCGCUUCGACCAGAGGGUGACUUUGUAAGUCUCGUGCCGACUCCUCCUCGUUACUACCGAUCAUCAGACAUUAAAUCUACUUGUAGAUCUAUUUAGAACCGUGAUUAUAGAAAAAAGAAACGCGCUCAACUCCCCGACACAGCGUGCAAAGAAGUACGAAUACGGUGUGCUGACACAAAAGACGAAGAAGAAACGGCGAGAUAUUCGGAAAUUGGUCAAACACGUUGCUGCGCCUCGCGUUAGGCCUGUUCGUCUCAGCCGAACCGGCGUAGAAGUGCAACCUGGCCCGGCUGAAACGGACAAGCCGACUGUUGCCGGCCGCGCGAGUCAAGCGGAAUCGCGCUCAGCGUUUAAGGCUCCCGACGAUCGAUCGGUGAGGUGAAUCGCGGUGGUCCGCGACCGCAACCCCGUUUGGUCCUCUUCAGAUAGACAGAUUUAUUUCGUUAUAAUGCGCUCGACGACGAGCGGUCGGGGCGGUAACGCGAAACGGCCGUCUCGAAUUCCGCCGUUGAGGAAUCGUUUUAUCGCGCCUCAACUUUUUAGCCCCGGAGCGGAGGAUCGUUCGUUGGAUCGAUGAACGAAUAUAAAAUUGCGAGAUACCAGUUUUCUCUUGUUUCUUUUUCUUUUUGUUUUUCCCUUUUUUUUUUUUCUUACGUUAAUGCUGGUUGCAAAUUCAGCGUGUUCCGAAGACAGAUGUUGUUCUCAUCGUCAAGUCUCGUUCUCAUUUUGUCAAGCGGCAAAAAUUCCACCCCGUCGAUGAGAGUCAAUCACGCGAUUCGACCGAAAAACCGAUAUUCGUCUCCGUUGAUUCCGGCUCGUCUGAUAUCGUCACGAUCGUUCGAGAGGACGGCGGGCUCGCGAACGUUCGGUCUAACUUACGCGGCGCGAAACGCGCGAAAGAUUAUAAUAAAUUUAAUAUUAAAGAUCGUUUCGAUAAUAAUGAUAACGAUAAUAAUAAUAACAACAAUAAUAAUGGUAAUAAAUUAUUUGAAAGAAAGAACACUGUUAGACGAAUCUUAAAGAACUUCUUCGAUCCAGCAAAACAAUAAUAUAUAAUGAAAUAAAUUUUUCUUUCGUUGUCAAGCAAACCUUAUUUCCGCUGAAUGAUGAUGGGGGGUUUUUUUUUUUUUUU
Dinoponera quadriceps is the source of this 4225-nucleotide messenger RNA. RefSeq lists its product as uncharacterized. The record is from RefSeq and is a predicted model, not a curated record. The coding region runs from base 509 to 2329 and encodes 606 amino acids. The transcript is spliced from 12 exons. Gene Ontology annotation, biological process: regulation of autophagy. Gene Ontology annotation, cellular component: Mon1-Ccz1 complex; lysosomal membrane; late endosome membrane. Lineage: Eukaryota; Metazoa; Arthropoda; Insecta; Hymenoptera; Formicidae.